CUUCGGCAGCGACUCCCAGCGGCGGUUGAGGAUCACUGUGGAGAUCCAGGAGAGAUGCUGAUUUGGGAUCUGGUGGUUUUCUUGACCUUGCAGCUGUGGUCGUUGAUGGGCGCUCAGCCGGCGUGCAGGUCGCACACAGUGAGGACAGGAAAAGUGUUCAAUGUCGUACAAACAGUUACAGGGGAUGUCCUGCGCUUUGCAUUUCCAUUCACAAUGCUGAUUAGACACCCUUGUGACAAGAAACUGGCACUGUAUCUGGGGAAACACCUUUUUUUCACAAGAAACAACUUUGAGAGCAGUAUGCUUCCCUUCACCAUCCCUCAAUCAAUGGCGGUGGGGACACCGGAAGUGACAUCAGCUUUUUUUUCUGGUGAAGUAUUGCUGCUGGUAGUGAACCAUAAAAUCUACACUUAUGAAUACAGCUACAAUGUCUGGGGUAUCUCCUCAGGUGUUGAUCGGCCUGUUUCCCAUGUUCAUGUUGACAGUUGCUGUUUGGAAGAAGUACAGUUUUGUUUGGAAAUGAAUAAUGAUGUCUUUGCAUACAUGCGUGGAGAACCACUAUCUCAAACGAGGAUCUACCACUCAAGUAACGGAGGAUAUAAUUUCGAGGAAUUCAUCUUCCCAGGACAGAAGGAGUUGACGGGGACGUUGGGGGGCAUCUUCCACCUUCACUCCCUGUCCCAGGUCGGGAUGCUCAUCAUAGAAAAUGAAAAGGGUAUGUUUGCGUACUCAGAUCACCCCCUGAACCGAAGUUUGGGUCUGGUCUUUGAUUACAAGACGCCCCUAGAAAUCCUCUGCGUCCCAGGCCAGAGGGGUUUUCUGAUCCUCUGGAGUCAGUCCAGCCUAUUGGUAUCUCCCAAUUCAGGUCAGAUCAUUGACUAUGUAAAGCUGCAGGGGAACACGGUUUCUUCCUGGUCUGCGGACAACAUCACCAUCUACACCAUCACCACCAAUGAGAAUGAACUGGCCAUACUCACACGGGAGGAUGAAUUGUAUUAUGGGAGUCAUGGGUACCUGCAAACCACUGUAAUGAAACUUUUUGAACAAAGAACCUGGUUGGAGGAUGCCACCAUGACGUUCGAGGGCCCGGGGAUUCUGAAUAUACUUACUCCAGUUUCGGACCCGCAGUUUCAGGCAUUCGACUUCCAGAAGUGCUUCUUGAACCUUCAGACUCUUCUCAGGUCUCCUGCUUUCCACAUUCCAAAGUGCAAUGUGGAACUUCUGCAGGGACCACUAGAAGAUCAUUUAUACACCAUUGACAUGAACAGCAACCUGGAGCUGUCUGCCUUCAUGGUACCCCAGCCUGGCACUUUCCCGGUUUUACUGGUGAUGGUGAGCAACCCCCAUUCCCUGGGGUUUCAGGCAAUCCUGUAUGAGUAUGAGAACACCUUGGAUGGCAACAUCAAAUUCAAGCUGGACAUUGAACUCAAACAGCAACAUCACUGGGGCAGGUCAGACCCUAACUUCACCUCUAGCUUAAAGCGACCCACUGUAUCCUCCCUGACUAUAGAUAUAGCCAACAAGCCACUUUCAUGUGUGGACCUGAAGCCUUUGUCCACUCUCAUCUCAGUUGGCUGUGACACAAAAAAGAAGAUCGUUGUGCAGAACAAAAUUUCUGCCUGCUCCAAGGGUCUACUUGAUGCAGUGGAACUGCAAAAUAAUUAUCAGUAUAUCAUUGAGAAGAAGUAUUACCGCCCCAGAUUCUCCAAUCAGAAAGCCACUAGCGAUUUGCUGGUAAUUUACCCAUACAAGGAGCUGGGCUGCCCUCGCCUGGUCUACUACGACACUCCGUGGAAGCCCGUCAUGGAACUGUGGCUGGACGGGGAGCUGCAGCAUGUGGUGGACGCGGAGUAUGUGUUGCGGGAGGUGAACGGGGUCUUCACGUACUCGUACUCGCUCACGGCCGGCUCGGCCGGGUGUGUCUCCCAGCCUCAGAACUGGACCACCGUCGGCACCCUGGGCGAGAGGACCAUUAACCCCUGGAACAGAGAGACCUAUGUCAGCUGCCACAACCUGGACGAGAACAAUCCUUUGAGGUGGCCAGACGUCCAGUAUCAGAUCCUUGGGGGUCCAACAGACAACAAGUUGGUUUUCGAGCAAAGGAAUGGGAUUUACAUCUUCUUCAUCUCUAUCGUGGAUCCAUACUUCAGUUACUGCCACUUGGAAACUACCUUCAGCAUCUAUGUGUAUGGUGCCUACCCACUCCCUUUGCUUCAACCGGUGGUCGUCAUCAUGGGGCUGAUAACCAGCACAUUGCUGGCUGUAUGGCUGGCCUACUUCAUCCCAAAGCAGCUGGAAACUGAGAAAGGACACCACUUCCAGGAUUUCUGGUCCUCAGUGUGCCGAAGGACUGCACGGAUCUGCACCUGCCAGUGGCUGUGGCGCUGGCAACGGGCCAGGAAAAUCCAGGCAGCCACCAAGGGCCCCACUGAGGACAGCCAGCGCCAGGAUCCCCAAAUCGCCCAUGCUUUGGUCUCAAAAUAA
Jaculus jaculus (lesser Egyptian jerboa) is the source of this 2484-nucleotide messenger RNA. It is a transcript of the gene Catsperd, whose product is annotated as cation channel sperm associated auxiliary subunit delta. Gene Ontology annotation, biological process: flagellated sperm motility; sperm capacitation. Gene Ontology annotation, cellular component: CatSper complex; sperm principal piece. The coding region runs from base 55 to 2484 and encodes 809 amino acids. NCBI's taxonomy places the organism in Eukaryota, Metazoa, Chordata, Mammalia, Rodentia, Dipodidae. The record is from RefSeq and is a predicted model, not a curated record. The transcript has 22 exons.